AUGGCUGAAGUUGUACCUCACCUCUCCUUCAUUUUUGGUCUGCGGGCUGGAGUGGCAAACAACCUCUAUUUUCUUGAUGAGCAGACUCUAAUCUUUCCAGCUGGAAACCACUGUGUGUGCUUCAAUAUUGAACAGACACUGCAGAGGUUCAUUCCAGGAAAAGAGGGAAGCGAAGGUAUGCUGGCCCUGGCCAUUAGCCCUGACCGACACUACCUGGCCAUAUCAGAGCGCUUUGGCAAUGGGAUCAUCACAGUGUUCGACCUACAGCAUGAGGAGAACAAGAAGAUAAGGGCGCUGUGGGGAAGAGACAUCCCGGUGCAGGAGUUCGUCUGCAUGGCCUUUUCGCAUGACUCCAAGUACCUCAUUGGUCAGUCAGGACCACCUGACUGGAUACUCUUCUUAUGGCUGUGGGAGACACAACAGGUCAUUGCCACGGUGAAGACCGCUGGGGUUGCCAACACCAUACAUCAGGUGAGCUUCAACCCUCAGAACAGCACUCAGAUAUGCGUGUGUGGGAAUGGGGUCUUCAAGCUUUUCCGUUACUUUAAGAAGACGUUGGAACAGGUCAAUGUCCCGGCGCUUCCGCCUCACAACUUCCUGUCACAUAGCUGGAUGUCAGCUACACGGGUAAUCACAGGCACAGACAAUGGGCAGCUGUUGGUGUUUGAGUCUGGAGAUCUCUGCUUGGAGAUGAAUGUGGCAACCAAACCCUUCACGCAGGAUCCUGAAAGGUGUGGAGAAGGAGAUGGCAUGGAAGAAGAGUUAUUCCCUGCCCAGCUGCCUCGUGUCACAGCCAUCGCUGUCUACUCUAAAGGAUUUGCCUGCUCUGCUGGGCCAGGGGUAGUGUGUCUAUUUGAGAAGAUGGAGGACAAGGACAACUAUAGGAGAUCAAAACAGAUCCAGAUCCCCUCAAAUCCCUUUGGGAAUCAUCUCAACAAGACAGAGCCCCAGGAGAUUGUUUCCAUGUGCAUUAGUCCAUUGGAGGCAACCCUUGCAACCAGCACCGACCAGGGCCAGCUAUACAGCAUCAGCUUGUUUUCUGCAGAGAUGAGCAAGGGGGAGCAAGCCCAGUUUGAUUUCCUGUCCCAUUCCUUCCACUCGAGUACCAUCACAGAUCUGUCCAUCUGCAUCCACAAGCCAUUUAUCGCCACCUGUUCCCAGGACCGGGCUGUACACAUCUGGAACUAUGAGACAAGAGAACUAGAGCUUCGCAAAGAGUUCCAGGAGGAGACGCGGUGCAUAGCUCUCCACCCCUCUGGGCUGUUCAUCCUGGUGGGAUUCCCUAGCAAGCUGCGUGUGCUGAAGCUGCUCAUGGAUAAUAUGAGACCCUUCAAAGAAUUUGAACUGACACAGUGUACAGAGUGUGCCUUUAGUCAUGGGGGACACAUGUUUGCAGCUGUCUCUGGAAAAGUCAUUUAUGUCUACUCUACAACAGCGUUUGACAACCUUCUGAUUCUUCAGGACCACAAAGCAAAGGUAUUCUCCAUCAUUUGGAGUGAGGACGACAGCCGGAUGAUGUCAUGCUGUAUGGAUGGGGCCGUGUACAAAUGGAACACUGUCAGUGGUAAGCUGGAGGCGGAGAGUGUCCACAUGACCUACAUGUACUCCAGCUUCACCGUCUCUCCUGACGCCAAGACUAUCUACGCUGUUGGGACAGACUGCACACUGAAAGAGAUUGAAGGCUGCCAGAUUGUGAAAGAAGUUUCAACUGACAAUGUGGUUUGCACUGCCAUUACCUUGUCCCGUGGGGGUCGAGUGCUCUUUAUCGGCACUAUUUCGGGGACAGUCAGGGCCAUCGGUUGCCCUUUAUCUAAACAGAAGGACUGGAUUGAGUACCAGGGCCACGCCUCACCUGUCACCAAGAUGGUUGUCACAUUUGAUGACCAGUUCCUGGUGACCAUAUCAGAGGACCGCUGCCUCCUCAUCUGGAAAUUGGUGUGGAAGAAGCAUGGCCUGAAGAGGGACAAGGAGAUCCCCUACUUGGAAGAGAUUCUUAUCUCAAAGUCUGACAUGGAGGAGAAGUUUAAGACUAUGUUGCAACUGGAGAUAAGGGUAGCAGAGCUAAAAAAAGAGAAGGACUACCAGCUUCAAUUGAGAGACAUAAGCCACAAAAUGUUUCUCAAAGAAGUGACAGAGAAACUCAAAGAAGAGAUUGAGUCACUAAAAUCAGAGAAUGAGGCUCUCAGAACAGAAAAAGAGAAGCAGAGGAAGGACAAUGAGGACACAAUGGAGGCAGUGAUUGAGAAGCAUGCCAAAGAGCUACAGGACUUAAAGGCAACCGCCAACCAGAGGAUGUUGUACGAGUAUGAGAUGUACCAUGAUCUGCACCGUAAAUACCAGCACAUGCAGGAGGAGUACAAGCACGAGCUACAAAGUACAGAGGAGAGGAAGACACAAGAACUGGAGGAGCUCACCACUCACUACGAGUCUAAACAGGCGGAGAGCCUCCUGGUGAUUGGACAGUAUGAGGAGAAGUCCCAUCUGCAGAAGCAGGAGUAUGAGGCCAUGAUAAAGGGGAUAGAGAAAGAUGCAGAUCAGCUGAUUGUGGGCUACCGCGGCAAGUAUGAGAGGACACUGAAAGAGGAGAGAGACGCCAACAUGCAGCUACAAGACGAAACUGGCAUCAUGAGGAAGAAGUUUGGCCACAUGCAGAAGGAGAUUGAUGACAAAAACAAAGAGAUUGGGAAACUGAAGGCAGAGCUGCAGAGGGCACGUGGCAGCAUGAAGGCCCUGGAGAAGGACAUGCAGAACCUGAAGGUUGAGAUCAAGAUGAGGAACCUGAACAUCGAAGAAAAGGAGAGGGACAUUGGUCAGCUAAAGGAGAUGAUUGCUGAUCUUGAAAAGAACAAGUUCUUGCAAGACCAUAAAAUGAAAGGGAUGAUGAAACAGAUCAAGCCCAAUGAGAAGCUCAUUGAAGAGUUGAAGGAUCAGAUUAAAGGGAUGGAGGGUGAACUGGAGCAGUAUGAAAAGCAGACUACCCACCAGGAACUGAAAAUCACAGAGUUAAAACUCAGGCUAAAAGCCGCUGAUAAGGAUAGGCAACAAGAUAUGCAGAGGAUAAAUGACCUGGAAACCCUGCUGAAGAGAUUCAAAGCAGAUCUUCAUUACUGCGUAGGCUUCAUUCAGGAGCCCAAGAGGCUGAUGCUAUCCAUGAUCUUACUGUAUGACUGCUACAUCCAGCAGUCCGACUUGGUGGGUAUUGCAAGGAUGGAUGUCAACGUUCAGAAGAACGGUCGCGAGCAGGAGGAGAUAGAGGAGAACGUAGUUGCCUGCCUCAAGAGGACAAUGGCCAAAGACAGUGAGGUCCACCACGCAUUAAAGUUUAAAAUGAUGAAGGAAAAUGCGAUACUCAUCAAUGAGAUCAACAGUUUACGGCGCAAGCUGAAGCUCCUGCGCGAUCAGGCCCGGGACUAUGAGAGUCGGCUGCAUAUCACCAAGAAAGAGAAGCAGAGCCCUGCUGAGCUUAAAGCAGCCACAAAGACUGCCCCUGUACUUCCGAUGACGAAACCUGACCUUGAGGAGGAGUCUGAGAUCCCUGAACAGCAGGGUAUUGAGAUCAAGAACCCCAAUCCAGAACUGCUCAGCAUCUCCUCCAGUUCUGAGGAGGAGUUGGAGGACAUCAGCCAGCUACUGAGUGCGAAGACCCUGGCCGACAGGAAGCCAGACUUGCAGAGGCGCGCUUACAGCACCAAACUGCCAUCUCUUAACUUCUGA
This is a messenger RNA of Megalops cyprinoides (Indo-Pacific tarpon), 3714 nucleotides long. RefSeq names its product cilia- and flagella-associated protein 57-like. Gene Ontology annotation, molecular function: protein binding. The transcript is spliced from 22 exons. Lineage: Eukaryota; Metazoa; Chordata; Actinopteri; Elopiformes; Megalopidae. The record is from RefSeq and is a predicted model, not a curated record. The coding region runs from base 1 to 3714 and encodes 1237 amino acids.